AUGUCAGGGUACGAAGUAUACGAGCCAAAUCAUCACGACUACAUUGAAGUAGUAAACAUAGGGGAAGACAAAAGCGAUUCAGAAGUGACCAUUUUCUAUCGACCGAACAAAAGUUUUCAAUUACUACAAUAUAGGAUAUCACCUCGCGACAACAGUUUUCAAUACGCGACCUUAUACUGUGUAUUACUGGUUGCACCACUAGGGUUUAAAAUCGUCAACGCCUAUUUAGUCAGUGAAAAACAAAGAACAAGACACGGCAGGGACUACACCAUGUUGAAUAUUGUUUCUAGCAAAGAAAACCGAUUCGUCGUUCGCCGAUACAAAAAUGGAGGUGCGUGGUUGAUCCCAUUGCUUACGUUACCUUUUUGUUUUGAAAGAAAUUUUGAAAAUGACUUGGUUAUCUUUCUGAUCUUAUUAUUUAGGGUACCAUUUAGAGAACCCAGACGGAUUUUGGCUGAAAAAGGGCCAAGUUGACCUAAAUUAA
This is a messenger RNA of Porites lobata, 484 nucleotides long. The record is from the annotation of a GenBank genome assembly. NCBI's taxonomy places the organism in Eukaryota, Metazoa, Cnidaria, Anthozoa, Scleractinia, Poritidae.